AUGGAUUUUGGAAAACCAUAUUUCCAUGUUUAACACCAAUUAUAUAUAAACAGAGAGUAAUUAUCACAUUCAACUUUCCUUUAGUUGCCUUUUGCUUUUUUCUUCUUUUCUUUCCAAAAGCAACAGAGCAUCACCAAGGGCCUAUUGCACCAGUACAAAACCAGAAGCUUCUUCUCUCAUCAAUUCUUGCUCUUGUACUCUGUACCCAAAAAUCCAUGACCUUGCAUCUCUAUCUCACUCUGUCUCUUUAAAUAAAAAUAUCUAGCAUAGAUGCAGUAAUUAUUUAUUCAGAUUCUCUUCCACAUACUCAUUGUUUCCUUCAUUGGCCAGACAGACUCAUUUGGCUAAGGAACCUCUUUCUCUCUCUGUGUGUCUUUCUCUGUUAGCAAACAAAGACAUGGGAGGUUCAAAGACCAGACCUUUACUAUGGCCACCUUCAUUUUCCUCCAUUUUCUUGCUGUUUCUCACUCUGUCAUGGACUUCCCAACAGACCCAUUUGUGUUUAGCCCAGCAGCAGCAGCAACCCAUCAAAACCAUUGUGGUUUUGGUCAUGGAAAACAGGUCCUUUGAUCAUAUCCUUGGGUGGAUGAAGAAAGCCAUUAAUCCAGCAAUCAAUGGUGUCACAGGCAAAGAAUGCAACCCCGUUUCAACCAAAAAUGCAGACCCAAAAUCCAUUUGCUUCUCAGACGAUGCUGAGUUUGUGGAUCCGGAUCCGGGUCACUCAUUUGAAGCAGUGGAGCAACAGGUAUUUGGGUCUAGUUCCCUUCCUUCAAUGACUGGUUUUGUAGAGCAAGCAUUAUCAAUGUCCCCAAAUCUCUCUGAGACCGUCAUGAAAGGCUUUAGGCCUGAAUCUGUGCCUGUUUAUGCGGCUUUAGUGCGUGAAUUUGCUGUAUUUGAUAGGUGGUUUUCUUCAAUUCCUGGCCCAACACAACCCAAUAGGCUUUUUGUGUAUUCUGCAACUUCUCAUGGCUCAACAAGCCAUGUUAAGAAGCAAUUGGCUUCAGGGUAUCCACAAAAAACCAUAUUUGAUUCGGUUCACGAGAAUGACAUGAACUUUGGUGUUUACUUUCAAAACAUACCCACCACUAUGUUCUAUAGAAAUAUGAGGAAAUUGAAGUACAUUUCUAAGUUUCAUCAGUAUGAUUUGAAGUUUAAGAAAGAUGCCAGGAAGGGGAAGCUCCCAAGUUUAACUGUGAUUGAGCCGGCCUAUUUUGAUCUAAAGGGAAUGCCUGCAAAUGAUGAUCACCCUUCUCAUGAUGUUGCCAAUGGGCAAAAACUAAUUAAGGAGGUCUAUGAGACACUGAGAGCAAGUCCUCAGUGGAAUGAGACCCUUUUGGUCAUCACCUAUGAUGAACAUGGUGGAUUUUUUGAUCAUGUCAAGACUCCUUAUGUUAAUGUUCCUAACCCAGAUGGGAACAGUGGCCCUGCUCCAUAUUUCUUCAAGUUUGAUCGGCUUGGGGUUCGUGUACCGACAAUUAUGGUCUCUCCAUGGAUUAAGAAAGGGACUGUAAUGCGUGGUCCACAAGGACCUACACCAAACUCUGAGUUUGAGCAUUCUUCAAUCCCUGCCACCAUAAAGAAGAUGUUCAACCUCUCCUCUAACUUCUUAACCCACAGAGAUGCAUGGGCCGGCACAUUUGAGCAGGUUGUUGGGCAAUUGACUACUCCCAGGACUGACUGCCCAGAGACCUUGCCAGAUGUGGUGCCUUUGAGGAGCACAGAGGCGAAUGAAGAUGCCGGUUUAUCCGAGUUUCAGGGCGAGGUAGUCCAAUUAGCCGGUGUACUUAAUGGUGACCUUCUUGAGCACUUCCCUGAUGAAAUGAGCAAGAAGAUGAGUGUGAAGCAAGCUCACGGGUACGUAAAAGGUGCUGUUUCAAGGUUCAUUAGAGCAAGCAAAGAGGCCAUCAAAUUGGGAGCAGACCAGUCAACAAUUGUAGAUAUGAGAUCCUCCCUCCCAACAAGGUCCUCGAUUAAAAAUUAAUUCAUCCUCCUUGGGUCCCUCUUCUAAACAUACAUCAGUGUUUGUGC
This is a messenger RNA of Prunus persica (peach), 2028 nucleotides long. Its product is annotated as non-specific phospholipase C6. NCBI's taxonomy places the organism in Eukaryota, Viridiplantae, Streptophyta, Magnoliopsida, Rosales, Rosaceae. The record is from RefSeq and is a predicted model, not a curated record. Gene Ontology annotation, biological process: phospholipid catabolic process. Gene Ontology annotation, molecular function: hydrolase activity, acting on ester bonds.